AUGGCACAAUCGGAACCUAAUGGACUGUUUGCGAUGGUGGAACUCAACUACCAAGGGGUAUUUAAUCGAAAUCCUUCCUCUUACACUGGUGGUGUUAAAACCAUCUUCAAUUAUGUUGACUUUUCUUCUAUGACUUAUUCUGAGUUUGUGACCUUCUGCGAACGUUUCAUGCAUGAAGAGUGUAAAAAGUUUUACUACUGUGAACCAGACAUGUCCUUCAUAGAAGGGCUUAAUCCCAUUUCAGAUGAUGUGGAAUAUUCUGCUUUUAUUUUUGAUGCUUAUGGAACAGAUGGUGUAAUUUCGGUUUAUGUGGAUCAUAUUGGGGUUGGUGUUGAUGGGUGGCAUGAUGAUGAAGAUAAUGAUGAUGAUGAACAUGAGUCUUGUAUUGAUGGUGAAAAUGAAGACAACAUAGAUGAACUUAGAAAUGUUGCCUUUGAAUUUAAUGAGGAUGUAGUGCAUAUGAAUAGGACAUCAAAUGAUCCUUUCUUGAGUAAGCUAUGUGUUGAUGAUGAGGAUGCAAACAACAUUGUAGAUGAUGACAAUGGGAGAGAAGUUGAAGUUAACAUACAAGCUCAUUCCAUAUUUAAUGAGCUAUUACACUGGAAAAAACAAAAACCAAUUCUAGGGAUGAGAUUUAAGGGUCCAGGGCAAGUAAAAUCAAUGUUGUGUAACUAUUCUGUAGCUAAUGGAUAUCAAUUGUGUUUUGAAAAAAAUGAUAGGACAAGACUUUUGGUGAGGUGUAGCAAAGGUGCUUGCACAUUUAGAUUAUGGGCUUCCUGGAUGAGUGAUGAAGAGAGUUUCCAAAUCAAGUCACUAAAAGUUGAUCAUAAUUGUGCUAGGAACUUCAAGUUUGGAUCAUUGGUGACAUAUGCAUGGAUUGGGAGUCACUAUACCAAAGAGAUUGUAGAAAGUCAGAAAAUAAGUGUAAGGAAGCUUAGGUUAAAGGUAAUGGCCAAGUUUGGUAUCCAAGUUAGUAUGGGGCAAUGUAGAAGAGCAAAGAAGUAUGCACUGAAACUUGUUGAAGGAAACCUUGUUGAACAUUAUGGUAAGCUAUGGUCAUAUGGUCAUGAGAUUUUAAGGACAAAUCCUGGGUCAACUGUGAAACUAGAUAUGGAGGAUGGGCCAGAUGGAAAGAAAUAUUUUAGCAAGUUCUAUUGUUGUUUUCAAGGAGUUAAACAAGGUUGGAUUGAAGGGUGUAGAAGGGUAAUUGGUCUUGAUGGAUGUUUUCUUAAAGGUGUUUGUAAGGGAGAAUUGCUUUGUGCUAUUGGGAGGGAUGCAAAUGACAAGAUAUAUCCUAUUGCUUGGGCAGUGGUUAAUGUGGAGAACAAGCAGAAUUGGAAGUGGUUUCUAGAGCUUCUCAUUGAUGAUCUACACUUGAAUUUAGGCAAUGGUUUCAGUUUAAUGUCAGACCAACAUAAGGGUUUGAUAGAGGCUGUUAAAGAGUUGCUGCCAUAUGUAGAGCACAGGCAGUGUGCUAGACAUAUUUGCCAGAAUUUGCAGAAGAGAUUUACUGGUGCCAUAUAUCAUACCUUGUUUUGGAGAGCAUCUAAAGCCACAACUGAGCAUGCUUUUAAAGUUGUGAUGAAAGAAAUUGAGACAUUGAACCAGAAGCCCAUCAAUAUCUCAUGGAGAAAGAUCCUAAAACAUGGUCUAGAGCUUUUUUCAAACUGGAAGGUGUUGUGA
Messenger RNA from Lactuca saligna, 1683 nucleotides. Lineage: Eukaryota; Viridiplantae; Streptophyta; Magnoliopsida; Asterales; Asteraceae. The record is from the annotation of a GenBank genome assembly.